AUGGAAACAAGGUUCACCUGUAUAUCACAUGGAUUUUCUCUCAGCUUGGGGAAGGAGAAAUCAUCUAGUCUCCGACAAUCUUGCAUGAAGGUCCUACAAAACCAGGAUUCCACCACUAUGUACCGCGCUGGUCUUCAUAAACACCACACUGAAGUGAUAGGAGGCAAUGAUUGGUCAGGGGAUUUUGCCCUCAAUGUUGAUGACUCUGUGGGCUUCAGAAAUUGGCUGAACAGCUUGGAGGUUUUCCCAGAUACAGUUUUGUACUCCCUUCUGGCAUUGUAUGACCUGAUACCAACUGAGGCAAAAAAGGAGGGGGUAAAGACUGCCAUAGAGAAGUACUUAUCUGAUAACAUCAUAGGUUCCUCAUACAAAGAGAAAUUUUGUCAGCACCCAGAUAACCUGGCUUCCAACUGCUGUCCUAUACAAGCCAGGAGGGGGCUACUGAAUGUGACCAAAAUUCAAGCCUGGGAUCUGUUGGGAGAUACUUGGGGUCCGUCUGACAGGUGA
Molecule: messenger RNA, 507 nt
Organism: Pelmatolapia mariae (spotted tilapia)
Lineage: Eukaryota; Metazoa; Chordata; Actinopteri; Cichliformes; Cichlidae
Product: perforin-1-like
Exons: 2
Coding region: 1-507 (168 amino acids)
Biological process (GO): T cell mediated cytotoxicity; defense response to virus; immunological synapse formation
Cellular component (GO): membrane
Molecular function (GO): wide pore channel activity
Source: RefSeq, a predicted model, not a curated record